CACACAAAACUUGAGGCAAUGGCCGAAGGGCAAUGUAGGCUUUUUGCUUUCCUCAUACGUCCACCAAAUCUUAAAGAGUUCAGUUCCCUCUCUCUCAUGGCAUCCACUAAUGCUCUUCAAGCUUCAUAUUCUCUCAUAGUCAAACCCCAUAACGUAACUCACCUGCUACACGACCUCGGAGGAGCAGCAAGAGGAAUCAGGGCGAGAACUAGAAGAACAAACUGCGGCAGCCUGGGAGUGCUUGCGUCCCAAGGGCCAAGCGGACGCCAAAGGGCACCUCCGGGCGUUGAUACGAGAAUCCACUGGGAUAAUGAAGAUGAAGGGUGGAUUGGAGGUUCGUCGAAGUCACAGCAAACCGAGGAGAAGCUAGGUGCUGAAGAGCAGCAAAAGAAUCUCCUCGGUGAGAAGUUUGCUGACUUGCUCAAUGACUCCUCUGAUUCUCAUUACCAGUUCUUAGGAGUGUCAGCAGAAGCUGACUUGGAAGAGAUUAAGGCUGCGUACAGGAGGCUGUCAAAAGAGUACCAUCCAGACACAACUUCACUUCCUCUAAAAGCUGCUUCAGAAAAGUUCAUGAAGUUAAGAGAGGUUUAUAAUGUUUUAAGCAGUGAAGAGAGCCGUCGUUUUUAUGAUUGGACCCUUGCUCAAGAGGCUGCAAGCCGUAAAGCUGAGAAGUUGAGGAUAAGGCUAGAAGACCCUUACCAGCAAGACUUGAGAAACUACAAACCGAAACCCGAUAUGGUUGAUCGUCUUGGUGGGAGGAACAUGGAGCUGAGUGAUCAAGCAAUGACAGCCCUCACAUUUGAUGUUUUUGUCAUAAUCUUUGCUAUUUGUUGCAUCAUUUAUGUGCUUGUAUUUAAAGAACCAUAUUACUAGCUAGGCUGAUUAGGUUGUAUACUGAGGAGUUUGCAAUGGAGAAAAUCUGAAAAUUGUACAUAAUAUUCAUUAAAAUGAAUGCAUAAUCGUCUAAAGGUUUUGUCUGCGAAGAAAUCUUUUAUA
Molecule: messenger RNA, 996 nt
Organism: Theobroma cacao (cacao)
Lineage: Eukaryota; Viridiplantae; Streptophyta; Magnoliopsida; Malvales; Malvaceae
Gene: NDHT
Product: Chaperone DnaJ-domain superfamily protein
Source: RefSeq, a predicted model, not a curated record